UACGGGGUUCUAAAAUUCGUCAUCCCUUCACAACCCCCUCUCUCUCUCUCUCUCUCUCUCUCUCUCUCUCUCUCCUCUUUCUCUUUCUCUCUCUCUCCUCGUUCUCGCUCUCUCACCCCUCUCCUCUCUCUUCAAUCGGAGGGCGAAAACGAUCGAUUUGAGCUCCCAAAUCCUUCAUCUUCGUAGAGGCGUCGAUCCCUCCGAGCCCCUCGAUCUCAGUUACUGAUGUUAGGGUGCCGUUUAUGCUGUUUUAUGAUGAUAUAUUGGUGUAAUGUGUGAGCAGGGACUGUACAGUUUGGAAACAAAGAGGAUGGUUUUUUGAUUGGCCCUUCUGAGUUGGUUUCUGUAGAUUUGCUACCGAAGGUGUCGCCGUGUCGGUUUGUGGUAGUGUUAGAUGUAUUAGUUUAGAAAGUUGCUUAUUUGGUUAGAAACUUAAGCUACUUGGAGAGUAGUAGGAUUCAGUAAGGCGAGGAGCCGAUAGCCUUUUGUCGUUACUUUGUUAGUACUUCGUGGUUUUGUCGGUGGGGAUGAGCUUGGAGAAUGAGGACCGCUCGCUACUGGAAUCUUUUUACGAAACUAAAUCUGAAUCCAAAAGGAAGUCGAAACUAUCGUACACAAGAGAGUUCCUUCUGUCUUUCAGUGACCUGGAUGUUUGCAAGAAGUUGCCCAAAGGUUUUGAUGCUUCAAUUCUGAGUGAAUUUGAAGAUGCUUCUGGUAGUUUGCUUGAACGGCAAAGAGGUUCCGGAGGUUAUUCUCGGGGAAGUUCGGCGAGGUGGGAUACUCGCUCAUCUGGAUCAAGCGAUAAAGAUGGAGAUUUGCAGCUUGAACGCGAAUGUUUUAUGCCAGAUAAGCGUUUAGUGAACCAAUCUAGACGCUCCUGGCAACACACCGAGCAUGAUGGGCUUUUGGGAAGUGGUGCUUUUCCACGGCCGUCGAGUUAUGCAGGACCUUCUGCACCGAAGGCUCGAGGGGGUGGACAAUAUCAACUAAAUAGGAGUACCGAACCUUAUCAGCCCCCACGGCCUUAUAAGGCUGUACCUUUUGCACGGAAAGACUAUAAUGAUGCACGUAAUGAUGAAACAUUUGGCUCUUCUGAAUGUUCAAGCCAGGAAAGGGCAGAAGAAGAGAAAAAAAGAAGAGAAUCAUUUGAGUUGAUGAGGAAAGAGCAGAAGCUGACACUACAGGAGAAGCACAAACAGAUUACCGAUAAUUAUAAAGAAAACCAUGAUGAUGAUAUGAUUGCUUUGCUACAGAAUUCUGCUGACAAAAACAGCAUUACCAAUAGAAGUAAAAAACAGGAUGAUGACAGCAUGACGUCAUCUUCUGUUUCUAAAAAUGAUAGUUCAAAGCCAUCUUCUGUUGGAUCUGCUCCUCCGUCUAGGCCACUUGUGCCACCUGGGUUUGCAAAUGCAGUAGGAGAGAAGAAGAUACACAAACAGUCUUCAAGCACCUUCGCGGAACCACAGGCUAGAAAUGAGGCUCCCGAGGAAAACCUUCCUCUGGACAAAACAGGCAUUGGUCAACAAAAGGAAAAUCAAUCAGCUUCCAGCACUGAUGUUCGCAGAAGUGAAGCCAAGAGCACUUCUCACAUAGCGAAUGAAGUAGGAAAGCUCGGCAGUUCAUUCUCGUCAUCUAGAGAAUUUAACUCAAUUGAAACUAUAGCAUAUAGGACUUCAAGUGUUGAGAAAGUUAAUGAACUUCGAGAAGAUGAUAUAUUGGAUGAUUAUGCAAGCAAAAAGGAGGCGAGCUCUAAAAUAUUGAGCUCUGCUACUCAGGACAGAUCUACUUCGAUUCUGGACAAAUUGUUUGGCAGUUCCUCGUCAAAGAGUAGCGUCAAUUCUCCAACUUAUGUUGAGAAUUUGUAUCCUAAAGUUGAUGAGGAUACAGUGCCUCUUGUUCUACCCGAAUCAUCAAAAUUUGCUCGUUGGUUCCCCGAGGAAGAAUUAAAUCCCGUAGAAGACUUUUCAUCGAAGGACUUGCUCUCUUUGAUUGUUGAUAGUGAAAAAGCUGGUCAAGUGUCCUCUGCAUCUAAUGCUAAAACUCCCAAACACAUAUCGCUGAGCUCACAUUUUGAGAAUUUUCUGCCCGCUUCUGUCUCUACUGCUGUGAUCUCAGAAAAGCACCCCCAAAGUGAAAACUCUAAUUCAAGUCCAGUACUUACAUGUGAAGAUCUUGAGCAGCUCAUGUUGGCGGAAGCUAGCAAAAGCACUUCCAACGUACAGCUUCCUGUAGAAGCACAUCGGUCUGUAGUUGAUGAUCAAUCUAAGGAGCAGAAACCCAAUGUAAAUAAUCAUGCAUCGCAACAUCUCCUCUCUUUACUACAUAAAGGACCAAAGCAAGAGACACCGUCAUCUCCUGGCCUACAUGUUGCUGCAAAUAGUAACCCUGAGAAGGUUAAUAGUUCGGAGAAGAGCUUAACACUUGAAGCAUUAUUUGGUGCGCAGUUUAUGAACGCCCUCCAGUCAGUGGAAGCUCCUGUUUCUGUUCGUAUUGCUUCAGCCAACCACCUUCAAGAUCAAGACUAUGUAAAUUCUCAAGUCCAACAUUUGAACCUUGGUGGUGCUGGUUUUGAUGAGAGGGGUCCAGAGAUUCGCCUUCCAGAAGAAGACAGUUUGCUUGCCAUGAAUGAUCCUCUGGAUUCUCUAAACCCUAAUCUCUUUCCCUUUGCAAAGCCUAGUAAAUCUAUUGAGGAACUUAAUGAAAAGUUAGCUAAUCUGAUGCCAAGAGAUAUGGAACGUGUUCAAACACGUGGCCAAAUCGACAGUGAAAUUCGCUAUCAUCAUCAUUUACAGGACAGGCAAUUUUCACAGUUACCCCAUCCUAUGAAUCAGACUAGGCCGAACUUCCCACCGUUGGAUCAUCUCGAGGCCAUCCAUCAUGAUCCUCACCAUCCAUUUCCUGCAAAUAUUAUUCCUCAUCACGGUGGCCCUUGGAUAGAUCCUGCUGCUGCCGCCCAUCAUCUUAUGCUACAGCAGAUGCCCCCUCAAGGAAAUUUCCCUCCGCCGCAGAACUAUCCACUUCAAGGGAUGCCUAGAGGUAUACAUGUAUCCCACCCGAUCCAUCAGAUGCCUGGUUUUGUACCUGAGAUGAACAAUGUACAUAAUUUUCCUCCGCACCAUCGGCAGCCUGAUUAUGGUGGACUUGGAAUGGCAAUGCCGGGACUAGCUACUGGGGAAGGUGGAAGCAGUCGCCCUGAAGCGCUGGAGAGGCUGAUUCAAAUGGAGUUAAGAGCUAAAUCAUCAAAGGAAGCUCACUCUGCGUUAGCCGGCCAUGUUCCCAACAUCUAUGGUCCUGAGCUCGGCAUGAACUUCCAGUACAGAUAAUGUAGAAAGAGCUGCGUAACGCAAAAGCACUUGUGUAAAGAUCUCAGAACCCUUCUUUUGCUUCCGGGGGUAGUGGCAUUGCAUCUACUGUUUGUCGUUGCGCUGAUACAAAUUGCAAAUGUAGGAUAUCAUUUCGAAGAGCUUCUUGAUGAGUUCUGUGUUACUUCUCAUCUCAUCUCCUUUCUCCGAACAUCGCAAAGAUCCCGUGGCCGAAGGCGGAGAAGGAGCAAAUAGAAAAAUGAAUACACAGCUUUACUAAACUAAAAGAAAAUUGUGGACUGAAGCUGUGCGUAAUCGCCGCGCGUAGAAAAGACCUCUAGUUGUUGCUAGUGUUGGUGAUAGGUUGAGGUUAAACAUUUUGAGUGGUUUUCUUCAGCAGGGCUUUUCGAAGAAGCUCAUGAAAAGUUGUAUUGGUGGGGAUUUUAUGAUACUUGUAGUAGUGUUGUGUACAAAUGAUGUCCGGGAGAAUCAGUUGCUGAUUUAGUCAUUGCUUUUCGUUUCAUAAUUUGUUUUUUGUUUUCA
Molecule: messenger RNA, 3845 nt
Organism: Ananas comosus (pineapple)
Lineage: Eukaryota; Viridiplantae; Streptophyta; Magnoliopsida; Poales; Bromeliaceae
Exons: 11
Coding region: 528-3323 (931 amino acids)
Source: RefSeq, a predicted model, not a curated record